This is a messenger RNA of Oreochromis aureus, 717 nucleotides long. Its product is annotated as relaxin receptor 2-like. The record is from RefSeq and is a predicted model, not a curated record. NCBI's taxonomy places the organism in Eukaryota, Metazoa, Chordata, Actinopteri, Cichliformes, Cichlidae. The coding region runs from base 8 to 445 and encodes 145 amino acids. The transcript is spliced from 2 exons. Gene Ontology annotation, cellular component: membrane.
CUCCAGUAUGUUCUGCUCCAUCUAUAAAACCAGCAUCAAUGCCACCGACCUGAGGAGCAGACUGCACAGAGAUGAGGCUGUGGCCAACAGGUUUUUCUUCAUAGUGUUCUCUGAUGCCCUCAGCUGGAUUCCUAUAUUUUUGGUGAAAGUCCUCUCACUGCUGGAGGUGGAUAUACCUGGCACUAUCUCCAGCUGGGUUGUCAUCUUCAUCCUUCCCAUCAACAGUGCCUUGAACCCCAUCCUGUACACCUUGACCACCAGCUUCUUCAGAGAGCAGGUGGAAGUUUUACUCUGUCACUGGCAGAGGAGACAUACAUUGAAGAAAGACAGCAAAAGCCUUACCUCGUCCACAAUCUUUAUGGAGACGUCACGGGGUCUGUGCUACCAGCCAUCCGUUUACCUCCAGCAGGUGUCACUUAUAAGCGCAGAUCCUCGCUAUGCCUGAUGAUGCAUUUGUAGAGAUACAGCAUUUUCUAAGCUACUAGUCCUUUUUUAUUGUUUUACUCCAUCUUUAAGAACAAAUUGUGCUUCAACAAGUCACUGCGCUGUCUCAUCACACUCUGACAUUUAUAAAAUGUGAUGACAACCCCAGCAACACACGGCAACCACCAUCAGCAAAUGACUGUCUCUUCAUGACAUUCAAGCUACUUGUUGACUUUACACCAUGACGCCUCUGCCUUUCUAAAUGGGGGGACAGUAACUGUGUGUGUAUAUGUA